This is a messenger RNA of Arachis duranensis, 5900 nucleotides long. RefSeq lists its product as uncharacterized. The transcript is spliced from 25 exons. Gene Ontology annotation, cellular component: nucleus. Gene Ontology annotation, molecular function: protein binding. Gene Ontology annotation, biological process: regulation of cell shape; regulation of transcription by RNA polymerase II; cytoskeleton organization. The record is from RefSeq and is a predicted model, not a curated record. Lineage: Eukaryota; Viridiplantae; Streptophyta; Magnoliopsida; Fabales; Fabaceae. The coding region runs from base 469 to 5622 and encodes 1717 amino acids.
CCUGGGGUAUAGUGUAUUUAGUGGGAGCGUAAAGGAUCAAAACGAUUCGUUUUGUCCAAUCCUUUUCUUCGUUCUCUCUUUUCGUUUCUGCUUCUCCGUUCUGUGCCUCCCUCUCCAAUUAAUUAUUUUUUUAAAUUUAUUAGUUUAUUUAUUUACUGAAGAGCCAAAAAGAGAGAGAGAGGGCACAGAGCACCGAGCAGCCUCCACGAAUCUAAAAUCGCAUUACGGCGCGUGAUUCGCACUCGAUGCUUUGAAGCCAUUCUCCUAAACCCGCAAUUUCCAACUUCCACAGGCCACCAUUACUCUCUUUCUCUCUGUGUAUUGAAUUUCAAUCCACAAGAACGAGGAAUGUGUGAUGCGUUCUAUGGUGGGUCAGAGGUCUAGAGGAGAGUUUUGUAGCCGUGGAGGCUGCUUCUGUGGUUGAAUCUGUUACUCAUUCAUGAGGCUCUAUCUGUGCUUCACAGGAAUAUGGCUUUGCAGAAGUAUGUUCCUCCUGGUAAUGCACCUUCUGUGAAUUUGAAACGUUUAACUAUUUCCAAGAAGGUGCCUGAAAAAGCUCAGCUUAAGAUGGCAAAUCAGAAUCGCGACAUGGAUGUGGAUGUUGACCUUAGAGAAGUUUAUUUUCUCAUGAUGCACUUCCUUUCUGCUGGGCCGUGCCAUAAAACUUAUAUGCAGUUCAGGAAUGAACUUCUUGAACAUCAACUCUUACCUAGAAGGUAUCAUGCUUGGUAUUCAAGGAGUGGGGCACCUAGAGGUGAUGAAGAUGAUGAUGGUCUAUCAUUCUCUUUAACUUACGAUAAGUUGUUGGAGAGGUAUCCUCACAUUGAAAAGGAUCACUUAGUCAAGCUUUUGAAGCAAUUGUUAUUAAAUACAGCCUCCCCAUCUCUUCGCAUUAGUAGUGGAAAUGCUCCAAAUGCAGCUGAUGUUCCUACUCUUUUGGGGAAGGGUUCAUUUUCACUUCUGAGCUAUGACAAUGAUAAAAUAAAUGAAGUCAAGCGGCCACCUCCUCACAUGCGCUGGCCUCAUAUGAAAGCCAAUCAGGUUCAUGGGCUUAAUUUGAGGGAAAUUGGGGGUGGUUUUCCCAGACACCAUCGUGCGCCAUCUAUACGUGCUGCUUGCUAUGCAAUUGCAAAGCCUUCUACCAUGGUACAGAAAAUGCAAAAUAUCAAGAGGAUAAGAGGACACCGUAAUGCUGUCUAUUGUGCUAUAUUAGAUCGGUCAGGGAGAUAUGUCAUCACGGGCUCAGAUGAUCGACUGGUAAAAAUUUGGUCAAUGGAAACUGCCUAUUGUUUGGCCAGUUGCCGUGGACAUGAGGGUGAUAUCACUGACCUGGCUGUGAGUUCAAACAAUGCUUUAGUUGCAUCAUCAUCGAAUGACUGUAUCAUUCGAGUUUGGCGCUUGCCAGAUGGCUUACCAAUAUCAGUUUUGCGGGGACAUACUGGAGCUGUUACUGCAAUAGCAUUUAGUCCAAGAACUGUGUACCAUCUUUUAUCUUCCUCUGAUGAUGGAACUUGUAGGAUAUGGGAUGCAAGGUACACUCAGUCAAGUCCAAGAAUAUAUGUUCCGAGGCCUUCUGAUUCUGUAAUUGGGAGGAAUGGUGUUUCAUCUUCUAGUACUUUGCCACAUAGCCAUCAGAUCUUUUGCUGCGCCUUUAAUGCUAAUGGGACUGUCUUUGUCACUGGUAGCUCUGAUAAUCUUGCUAGGGUCUGGAAUGCUUGUAAACCAAGUGUGGAUGAUACUGAACAGCCAAAUCACGAGAUAGAUAUGUUAUCCGGGCAUGAAAAUGAUGUAAACUAUGUGCAAUUUAGUGGAUGUGCAGUAGCAUCUCGGUUUUCCACAUCAGAAACUUGGAAAGAGGAAAAUCUUCCCAAAUUUAAGAAUUCAUGGUUGAAUCAUGACAAUAUUGUUACCUGCUCUCGUGAUGGGAGUGCUAUUAUAUGGAUUCCCAAAUCACGCAGGUCACAUGGGAAAAGUGGUCGCUGGACUCGGGCAUAUCAUCUGAGAGUUCCACCUCCACCUAUGCCUCCUCAACCUCAGAGAGGUGGUCCUCGUCAGAGAACUCUACCCACUCCACGUGGUGUAAAUAUGAUUGUUUGGAGCCUAGAUAACCGCUUUGUCCUUGCAGCUAUUAUGGAUUGCAGAAUAUGUGUUUGGAAUGCUUCUGAUGGCAGCUUAGUACACUCGUUGACUGGCCAUACUGAUUCUACAUAUGUUCUGGAUGUUCACCCAUUUAAUCCUCGGAUAGCUAUGAGUGCUGGAUAUGAUGGAAGAACUAUUGUGUGGGAUAUAUGGGAAGGCAUGCCUAUCCGGAUAUACGAGAUGUCACAUUUUAAGUUGGUGGAUGGGAAGUUUUCUCCGGAUGGGACAUCUAUAAUACUUUCAGAUGAUGUUGGUCAACUAUAUAUAUUAAGUACAGGUCAAGGUGAGUCCCAGAAAGAUGCAAAAUAUGAUCAGUUCUUUCUUGGUGAUUAUCGUCCUCUCAUUCAAGACACCCAUGGUAAUGUACUUGACCAGGAAACUCAGAUUGUACCCUAUCGACGAAAUCUGCAAGAUUUGCUUUGUGAUUCAGCAAUGAUUCCUUAUCCAGAACCUUAUCAGAGUGAAUUUCAGCAAAGACGAUUAGGAGCUUUAGGCCUUGAGUGGCGGCCAUCAUCGCUAAGGCUUGCUGUUGGUCCUGACUUCAGUUUGGACCCAGAUUAUCAUAUGCUUCCAUUGGCAGACUUGGAUCUGCUUGCAGAACCCCUUCCGGAGUUUAUAGAUGCUAUGGAUUGGGCUCCAGAAAUUGAAGUGUUUAGUGAUGAUGCAGAUUCAGAAUAUGAUGUCACUGAAGAUUUCUCUUCUCGAGGCGAGCAAGAAUGUUCAAGCUCCAAUGGCUCUGGCGAUACAGGGUGCAGCACGGACAACAGUGAAGGGGAGGAUGCUCAUAUGGACUGUAUCCGUAGAUCAAAAAGAAAAAGACAGAAGACUGAAAUUGAGAUUAUGACUUCUUCUGGGAGACGUGUGAAAAGGAGGAACUUGGAUGAGGUUGAUGGCAAUAAUUUAACUGGUAGCCGAAGCAGAAAGGGAAAAAGUGGCCAAAAAGCAUCAAGGAAAACUUCUAAAUCCAAAUCUUCCAGACCUCAAAGAGCUGCUGCACGCAAUGCUCUACACUUAUUUUCUAAAAUUACUGGUACCCCAACAGAUGGAGAAGAUGAUAGUUUGGUUGGUGAUUUUUCAGAUAGUGAAUCAACAUUGCAAGAUUCUAACAUGGACACCGAUGAAUCUGAUAGAGCUGCACAGAAUGAUCAACUGAAAUCUUCAAAAGGAAAAGAAGUAUCAACAUAUGAAUCGGAGGACAUGAAAUCUCAUGGGUUAACGGAGACUGAUGCAGUUGCAGGGAACAGAAGGAGAUUGGUUCUCAAGUUUCCAAUUCGUGAUACAUCGAAACAUACUCAUGGAUUUGACAACCAAGCUGAGUUGGUUGGGUCGUCAUCAAAAUCUGCACAGGAAGCUCAUAAUUUUAAUAAGAAUAGUUGUAUGGAUGAAGGUUAUUCUGGCAGUGGAAGUUACCAUACAAUUGAAGGAUCACAUCGGUUGAAUAUUGAAGUAGACCGUGUAGACUUGCUGGAGAAAAUUAGAUGGGGAGUGGUUAGGCCUCGUUCUUCCAAACCUCUGAGAGUGGGAGAAGCUGCAGUAUCAAAUGCAAAUCCUGACUCUCUGAAGUUUAGUAAUCAUCUCAUUGAAACAGAAAAAGAGGAGAAGGAAUUUAGUCCAUUGACCCCUCCUUCAGAAACCAAAAAUGAUGAAAAUAUGGUAGACAGUCUAGCAGAUAUCAAUGACAAUGGUGAUUGUACUACUCAUCCUUUUAACCCUUUUGAGAAUGGUGAGAAUGAGGAAGAGCUCACAACUACCAGAGAUCACAGGAAUAAAGAGGAAUCACUAGUGUCAGCCCUGAUUCCUGAUAAUACAGGUACUGCAUUUGUUAGCAAUAGUGGUGCUGAGCAACUGCCUGAACCAAAUAGCAGUUUCCCUUCCGUCUUAACAAAGUUAAGAUCAAAAAGAGGUUCAAGAGAUCCUGAAUGUUCAUCCAAGCAUGGUACAAAAUCUCCAGUGCUAAAGAAUAGUGCAUGUAGCAAUCAUGCCAGCAAUGAACAGUGUAUGAUUGUUACUGAGAAUGAUGACAACAGCAAGGUAGUAAUACCCAAUCGGGGAGAAAAUGGAUCACAAGAAAUAGAUGCUCAAGGUACACAACAUUGUACUUCAAAUGGUCCACUAGAGCCACAUCCCAGAAGAGAUAAAAUGUUCAAAGCCGUUUACAAAAGAUCAAGAUCAAAUAGGGCAUCUAAUAAUUCAGCUAAUGGUGGUGCUUUAGGAGAAUCCACUUCUAAUGGAAGCAAUAGUAAUUUCAAGACAUCAGUGGGUUUCAGUAAUGGCACAAAUAAGGAUGUUCGUGACAAUGGAUCAAUAGAGAUGGAGCCAAUCACAUCUGACCCAAAUGACAAGGGGAAUCAUCUCAAAGUGGAAAAUGGGCAUGAAGAUGGUGUUGGUAGAAGUCAACAUAACAUGCAGACCAAUGGAGUAAAGUUUACAGAAGAAGAAAGAGGUUCUAGUUCAAAAUCGACCGUUGGUAUAAGGUCCACCAGGAGCCGGAGAUCUAAUUACAAUAUUCCUGAAACUCAUGAAACUAGUCCUGUAAAUAGAAAGAAAUCACUACAAUCCGCUAAUAAAGGAUCGUGGUUGCUGUUAUCAACUCAGGAAGAAGGUUGUAGAUUUAUUCCACAACAGGGAGAUGAAGUCGUAUAUUUGAGGCAGGGGCACCAGGAAUACAUAGCUAAUUAUAGUCGCAAAAAGGAAGCAGGGCCUUGGAUGUCGAUUAAGGAAAACAUAAGAGCUGUAGAAUAUUGUAUAGUUCAAAGCCUUGACUAUGCUCAUGAUUCGGGUUCUGGUGAUGGAUGCUGCAAAAUGAUCCUUCAGUUUGUUGAUCCUGAUUCUAGUGUUUUCGGCAAAUCUUUUAAAUUGAAUUUACCAGAUGUGACUGGCUUCCCAGAUUUUCUGGUUGAAAGAACCAGGUUUGAUGCUGCUAUGCAAAGAAAUUGGACGCGCAGGGAUAAAUGCAGGGUUUGGUGGAAAGAUGACAGCGAGUCCGAUGGAAGUUGGUGGGAAGGUCGAAUUAUGUGUGAAAAAGCCAAAUCUUCUGAAUUUCCAGACAGUCCAUGGGAGAGAUAUACUAUUCGGUACAAGAAUGAUCUUACAGAAACACAUUUACACAGUCCUUGGGAGCUUUUUGAUGCUGAUACUCAAUGGGAACAGCCUCAUAUUGAUGAUGAAGUAAGAAACAAGCUGCUAACUGCACUCACCAAAUUACAGGAGUCGGGAAAUAAAGUUCAGGAUCGUUAUGGAGUUCAUGAGUUGCAGAAAAUUUCAUCCAAGUUAAAAUUUUUGAACAGAUUCCCUGUUCCACUCUCUCUUGAUUUGAUAGAGUCAAGGUUAGAGAACAAUUAUUACCGAAGAUUGGAGGCAUUGAAACAUGAUGUGACAAUUCUGCUUUCGAAUGCCGCUGCAUAUUUUGAAAAAGAUGCGGGGAUGUCAACAAAAAUCAAACGCCUUUCAGAAUGGUUCACGAAAACAUUUUUAUCUUUAUAGCUCUUAGCUUCUUUCUAGGCACAUAGCGAAUUUUAAGGCCAAAGGGGCCUUAACUAUUUAAUUUUUUAGGCUAAAUUUUUUGUAGAUAUUUUUCCCCCGUUUGUUCUCCAUUUGGAUUAGUUUCUUUAUUGUUUAAUGAACUUGCUGCUGAGUUUAGUGAUAGGAAAGAAUAUCGGGAUAUAGUAGCAUUUUGCUGUGGAAAAUUUCUGCAGCUACAUUCAACAUUGUAUAGAGAUACUCAUUUGAUAGCAAAUGCAAAGUUCACAUUCAGAUUUUAA